Molecule: messenger RNA, 3104 nt
Organism: Morus notabilis
Lineage: Eukaryota; Viridiplantae; Streptophyta; Magnoliopsida; Rosales; Moraceae
Product: DNA topoisomerase 2-binding protein 1
Exons: 16
Biological process (GO): mitotic DNA replication checkpoint signaling; DNA replication initiation; mitotic G2 DNA damage checkpoint signaling
Source: RefSeq, a predicted model, not a curated record
GCUCUCAAGCAGAACGGCGCCGACGUCUUCCUCUGCUGCGAUCCUUCUCGCUCCGGCCCCGACGAUUUCCACAUCAUUUCUUCCCUCGACCACGAGAAGUUUGAAGAUCUCAGAUCAAAAGGCUGUAAUAUGCUAGGUCCACAAUGUGUGUUUUCCUUGGCGAAGGAGCAUAGGGCUUUACCUAAACAAGGGUUCACUUGUUGCCUUGCAAUGGAUGGUGUCAAAGUUCUGGCCUCUGGUUUUGAGGCUGAUGAAAAGGGUAAGAUUGAAAUGUUAGUAACAGCAAUGGGGGGAGUUUUCCAUUCUAAAGCAUCUUCGGAUGUUAGCUUUGUCAUUGUGAAAAAUGUUUUGGCUGCAAAAUACAAGUGGGCUCUUCAUAUCUUGAAGAAACCAAUUGUCACUGUUGGUUGGUUAUACCAGUGCUGGAAUGAGCAUCGUAUUGUUCCCCAGGAAUCAUUUAGGGUUCUUCCCUUUUCUGGAUUGACUAUUUGUGUCACCAGAAUCCCAGCAGGUGACAAAUAUAAAGUUGCCCGAAGAUGGGGCCACAUUCAUAUUGUUACUCGAAAAUGGUUUGAUCAAUCUAUCGCUAGAAGAGCAUGUCUUAAUGAGGAGUCCUACCCCGUUCAUAGUACUUCUGUGUCUUCAAGUAAAGGUGUACGAGGUUGUGUAAAAAUGCAGCUUAGCCAAGGAAAAGAUAUUGGCAAUCUGCAGUCAGCACCAUCGUCAGUGGCUACAGACACCAAUUCAGUAGUGGUUCCUAGUGCUGGGUUUGAGGAUCUAGACAUGGAGGCUACUCUCUCACAAAACACGUCUCAUACAUUUCCAGCUGCUCCAGACCAUGUGAAAGAGGGUGAAAAUGUGGAAACUGUUUUGCAGCCCCAAUGUGAAAUAAACCUCACAAACCUUGAUGGUUGUGUAGCUGAUGAUUCUCAAUCUGAAGAUAAUGACCUCUACUUGUCAGAGUGUAGAAUAUUAUUCAUUGGCUUUGAAGCUUCUGAAAUGCGUAGACUAGUUAAUAUGGUUCGUAGAGGUGGGGGUUCUCGAUAUGUUUUGUUCAAUGACAGAUUGACACAUAUAGUUGUUGGGACUCCUUCAGAGAUUGAAAAGAAGGAGGUAAGGAGUCUUGCAGCCUUUGGUAUCAUUCAUGUUGUUAGGACCACCUGGCUCGAAGACUGUGAUCGUGAAAAGAAAGAGAUCCCCGCUUACCAAAGGCACGUUGCGCAAGAUUUACUUCUUCCUAAAGGAGCACUUACGGGCAUGACAGGUGUAAAUCAAGGAAGAAUCUCUACUGCUCAUCUGAGCAUUCCAUCUAAUCAGUCAUCGGGACCAACAAGUGCUGAAACUGGAAUGCCAUUAUCAUCAGAAAAAGAUAGAGAAGAAAAAACAGAAAUAAACAUGAAAGGUGUGAACUCAGAAAUAAACAUGAAAGGUGUCAACUCUAUCGCAAUGACAUCAAAAUCAUUCCAACAGAGUCAUCUUCCUGUAAUCAACGAUAAAAGCAAGCGUAAACUAAAUGAUGAAAGUCAGGCUCCAAAGAACUUGCAACGUGAUACAAGCGUUCAAAAUGGGAAGUCUUCAAAUGUAUUUAUGGGGAAAAUAUUUGGCUUCUCAAGUUCCUUUCCUGAAGUUCGAAAAGGUGAAAUUGUUCAAUGGAUAAAACAAGGGGGUGGAGAGGUAGUUGAUGCUUUCCUGAGACAGUGUGCACACUUCACUGUUGAGUGUCAUGGCGUGAAACCGAAGUUGGUGUCUACUCCCCAAGCAACUUAUGUAUCAAGCCACUGGAUCCGUUCAUGUUUAGAGGAUGGAUGCUUGCUGGAAGUUUCUAGCCACAUUCUCUUUUCUCCUCUUCCCUGUCAGAUUCCUUUCCCUGGAUUUGAGAACUUUCGGUUUUGUGUUUCACAAUACGAAGGGAAAGAUCGACUACUUCUGAAAAAUCUGUGUUUUGUUCUUGGAGCCAAAUUAGUAGAAAAAUUGACCAAGAAGGUCACCCAUCUACUGUGCAAAUUUGCAAUUGGAGCAAAGUACGAUGCUGCUUGUAAAUGGGGGAUACAUUCAAUUACAACUGAGUGGAUAUAUGAGUGUGUCAAGCAGAAUAAACUUGUUCCUCUUGAUCUGUUUUCUCCAAAAGAAGUUACUGCUCAAGACCAAGAAGCGGGGUUGUGUACCAUGAGCCAGUUUCCUUCACAAGCUGUCCGAACGAUAUCCGGAGAUAAUCCCUCCCAGUUUCCCAGUCAUUCAAGAAACAUUAAAACAUCACCAUCUAGAGUCGGUGGUAGAAAUGGCAGUGUCGGCGAAGGUGAAGGGGCUAAGCAUUUAAGCACGCUCAGUAAAAAGGCAAGGCUCUUGGAAGAUGAGGCUCAAACGUGUCUGCUUUCUACUGGGGUACAUGGAAGUGCUCCCGUUUGCAACACAAAUUCCAGGGAUGAUAACAUGGCGAAGGAUACAAAUGAAAUGUCUCAUGUUGUUCCUGAUGUGGCUGCUGCAAUUGAGGACUUACUAGAGCAGACAAGCAAGAUUCACGAUCAGAAAUCACCAGGGAGGACUGGGUGUGAUGAAACUCUUUUCUCAUCCACUUGUUCAACCGUCGGUCAAGAUCAUUCAGAUACACAUUCCAUUGUUGGUUUAUCAAAGCACUGGUUAAACAGGACGGGGAAAAAGGGUGACAUCCAUAAUUCACCUGGAGAUGGAAACACGGGCAUGUAUGAUGGCUUCAGCGAAACACAGACGGAUUCUCAGGUUGUUGGUUAUGAAGAAGAUUUGUCAGGCAGGCAAAUGCUUAUAGACCGGGUUCGGACCCGAAGUAGCAUGGCUUGAAGGUGCUAGUAGCAGUAGUACAGAACAAAACAAUCGGUAGUAUCGGGUGGUCAGACAGUUUUGAAUGGUAUAUCUGAGGUUGCUCUCGAUGAAUGCAAGGGCCGUAUCUUUUGUCCGGCAUUUGAUGCAAUAUUUGGUGACCUUGGGGAAGGAGAAAAGAGUCAACAAAAGUUAAAAAGACAUGCUUUAUUAGCGUCUAUAUUCAUGAUCCUAAAUGUGUGCGGAUUUCGCAACUUGGGAUAGCCAAUCCUUACAGCUCCUGUAGCAGCAUUUCGUAGGAAAUUUGGGAA